AUGGCCAUUCACAUCGAUGGGAUAGUCGCUAUUGUCCUGUUUUAUCUCCUGAUUUUAUGUGUUGGAGUGUGGGCUGCUUGGAAAAGUAAAAACUCGAACACAGGACAAGACCGGAGUGAAGCGAUAAUGAUUGGAGGAAGAGACAUCGGGUUACUGGUGGGUAGCUUCACCACGACAGCGACCUGGGUUGGCGGUGGUUAUAUCAAUGGCACGGCAGAGGCAGUUUAUGUCCCUGGAUACGGCUUGGCCUGGGCUCAAGCUCCGUUUGGAUAUGCACUCAGCCUGGUUGUAGGUGGUUUAUUUUUCGCUAAACCCAUGCGCUCAAGGGGCUACGUGACCAUGUUGGAUCCAUUUCAGCAGAUCUACGGCAAAAGAAUGGGCGGAUUACUCUUCAUCCCCGCUCUCAUGGGAGAGAUAUUUUGGUCUGCAGCCGUUCUCUCCGCUCUAGGUGCAACGUUGAGUGUGAUAGUGGACAUCAAUAUAAACCUGUCGGUUGUAAUUUCUGCGGUGAUUGCAGUUUUUUACACCCUGGUCGGUGGAUUAUACUCAGUCGCAUACACGGACGUGGUCCAGUUGUUCUGCAUUUUCUUAGGAUUGUGGAUCAGCAUUCCUUUCGCCCUGUUAAAUCCAGCCGUGACAGACAUCACCAUCACUGCGAGCCACGAAGUUUACCAGGAGCCUUGGCUGGGGCAUGUAGAAACACCAGAUAUCCUGACCUGGAUAGACAACUUCCUCUUACUGAUGUUGGGUGGGAUCCCGUGGCAAGUAUACUUCCAAAGGGUCCUUUCUGCUUCUUCUGCAACUUAUGCUCAGGUCCUCUCCUUUCUGGCUGCUUUCGGUUGCGUGGUCAUGGCUGUCCCGUCUGCACUUAUCGGUGCAAUUGGCGCAUCUACUGACUGGAAUAAGACUUCCUACGGUUUGCCAGAUCCCAAGAACAACAAUGAGACUGAUAUGAUUUUGCCAAUAGUACUGCAGCAUCUAUGUCCAGCCUACAUUUCAUUUUUUGGUCUUGGAGCUGUCUCCGCUGCAGUGAUGUCAUCGGCAGAUUCUUCCAUUUUGUCAGCAAGUUCCAUGUUUGCUCGGAAUAUUUACCAUCUUGCAUUCAGGCAACAGGCUACAGACAAAGAAAUAUUGUGGGUAAUGCGAAUCACUGUAUUUCUAUUUGGAGGAGCUGCAACAUCUAUGGCACUGUUGGCUCAAUCUAUCUACGGUCUAUGGUAUCUGAGCUCCGAUCUCGUCUACGUUAUUAUCUUUCCUCAGUUAAUAUCAGUACUCUUCAUCAAGGGAACAAACACAUACGGCUCCAUCGCUGGAUAUAUCAUUGGUUUUUUGUUUCGAAUUAGUGGUGGCGAACCAUAUUUACAUCUGCACCCAUUUGUUUGUUAUCCAGGAUGCUAUUUAGAACAUAGCUUUGGAGGUGAACCGAUCUACGUUCAACGAUUCCCCUUUAAAACCAUGUCAAUGUUAUUCUCCUUCUUAGGUAACCUUGGCGUUUCAUAUCUGGCUAAACACCUGUUUGAAAGUGGAAUAUUGCCACCAAAAUUAGACUUUCUUGACAGUGUUGUGUCACGACAUAGUAAGGAAAACAUGGACAAAACAACCUUGGUGAACCAUGACAACAUUACUUUGUCAGAGCUGGUGCACGUUAAUCCAAAACACAGUGCUUCAGAUAAUGCUGCUUACAGCAAUAAGGAAGCAUUUGAUGACACUGAGCCAAAUCCUGAAUUUUCCAAAUCAGACAAUGAUUGAUCCUCAGAUCCCGUUAUCUAUU
This is a messenger RNA of Rhincodon typus (whale shark), 1771 nucleotides long. RefSeq names its product high-affinity choline transporter 1. Lineage: Eukaryota; Metazoa; Chordata; Chondrichthyes; Orectolobiformes; Rhincodontidae. Gene Ontology annotation, biological process: acetylcholine biosynthetic process; neuromuscular synaptic transmission; transmembrane transport. The transcript is spliced from 8 exons. Gene Ontology annotation, molecular function: choline:sodium symporter activity. Gene Ontology annotation, cellular component: axon; plasma membrane; synapse. Bases 1 to 1749 code for a protein of 582 amino acids. The record is from RefSeq and is a predicted model, not a curated record.